Molecule: messenger RNA, 2814 nt
Organism: Hypoxylon fragiforme
Lineage: Eukaryota; Fungi; Ascomycota; Sordariomycetes; Xylariales; Hypoxylaceae
Product: rab-GTPase-TBC domain-containing protein
Exons: 3
Coding region: 1-2814 (937 amino acids)
Source: RefSeq, a predicted model, not a curated record
AUGCCACUUAGGAAUGCAAGUGUCCGGUACAAGAGCAGUAAAUCGUCAAGCCUCGUUCCUUUUAGGGAUGACUCUAAAUUGGUCGGCUUGCGAUACGAUCAAACCGUCCAGGCUGAGCCACCAAUCCCAAUACCACCACCUCGGUCUUCGCGCCGCCCGCCGCCUCGCCCUAUAUCGUGCAGCACUACCCGCAAUCCUGUUGUAGUGCCACCUCCUCGUCCUGCUCCUCCCACUGAGCAGCAUCCGGCAUUAAGGACCAUUACAUCUCCACGAAGAGUUAGCGAGUCUGGAAAACGGGAUUCUGUUCAUUCGCCGACAACACCAAGUUCGUGGACCAUUCGUGAAGAUAGUGAGACAGACGACGAGGAUCCUUUUACGUACGAAAACGUCCAUCAUAGAUUUGGCGGUAUUAAACCCCUCCAACUAAAAAUCCGGUCUGCAUCACCAUCUCUAUAUGGGCGUGAAGGGGGACGAGUCAGUGAAUCCAACAGCAGAAUUAGCGCACCUUCAAUUUCUCCAGCACUUUCGGAUGGCGACACAGUUUCACCAAAUUCACCCACAACACCUCCUAUGAAUUUUUCUAAAAGGUUUGUCAGAAGCUUCAGUUUACGAUCGAAUUCGUCCAAGACGUCAAUACCAAAGAUGAAGCGUUUAAGGAAGAAGAUGGGAAGUGAUGGUGGCUCGUGCGCGGAUUACCCCAGUUAUCCACUAAAUGAACAGAGUAGCUUGGCGCCUAAAUCCCCUAGCGGUAGAUUGUCGCCAUUACCUGACCCCCAUGACUCUCCAGUUAUAUCAACCACUAUCCCCACCGAGAGUCUUUUGGAAGAUGAUUUUAUGACCCAGUUGUCCUUCUCUAAGCGCGGUAGCCUCAUCUUUGGUGGUAAGCAUUCGCGCAGAUCUACGAGAAACGUCGCCACCGCCAUGGCCGCACAAGAUACUGGCGUUGCCAACAAGAAUAUCGUUUCUGAAUCAACUAGAACGCCACGCGCCUUUGCUCUAGUACCUGCGCGAGAACAGAGCGCCGACACCGACGCCGUUGCCAACUCAAUCAGCGCUAAAACCGCCACAACUUCAGGGGCAACCGACAAUGUUAAUGCCAAUAAUAAUGCCGAACCCCUAAGUAGCCCGCCAUCCUCGCCAUCCUCGCCGCGUCACCUACCGCCCAGCGUCCGGCUUAUAACUGCUGAUGCCGAGAAGGAAUCUCAAAAGGUGAGAUCGCUCUAUGAAUCCGGUGAAGGUCUCCACUGGGAGGACGGCGCGAGGCGCUCAUCAAUCGAUGAGCGUGUCCAGCCCGAAGCAGAGCACCCAACUGAAGUGAAUGAGAAUGAUGCGUCAAACGACCCGGAUGGACGCCCUAUUCAAACCUCGGCUUCUACUUCGUCGCUACCAGAUAGAGAUCCACGACACGAAUAUGAGUUAGCAGGUGGAAUUGAAGAUUGGGAGGGAGUCCACGGUGCAGAUGUCGAUCGUUAUGGUUUUAUCUCUGUUCAAGAGCCACCAAACCCUCGACCGAGCACCUCAUACGAAACCACAUCCGUUCACUUUUCGCUUCGCAAGCAGCGAAACGUUCUCGUUCGUAGGGAAGCAACAUCACACUCGUUGGGCAUUAAUAAGAACAGUCCCCGUAGAAAGGGGUCAGCCCACUCUUUGCACACACAGGCGUCGGAGUUUUCUACCAUAUCGCGCCGUUCCGCUCUCUCGACUAUGCGCCAGGCCACAAACUUAUUGCCACACAAUAGAGAUAGAAGACUGAUCGAUGAAGCUGGAGAUGUUCUUGCAUCACCUCCAGGCUUAUCACAUACCGAUGACGAUGGAUUAGUUGGAAAGAAAAUAGCCGAGGCGAAGAUGAAAGAAAUGCAGCGAGCAGAGAAAUGGCGGAGGAUGGCUAAGAUCAUAAGGCCUGGCGAGGAGGGACAAGGCAUGAUGUUCGAGUUUGACUUGAAGCAUCCGAAGCUGGCCCAACGGGUGUGGAAGGGUAUCCCCGACUGUUGGCGAGCAGCAGCCUGGUAUUCCUUCCUCACCUCUAGCGCCCACGCCAGCAACGAACCAUUUGCUACAGACGAACAAAUCGCAGUCGAGUUUUAUCGACUGCUUGAAUGCCCAUCACCCGAUGACGGACAAAUCGACUUAGAUGUACCCAGGACCAUCAACCAACACAUCAUGUUUCGACGAAGAUACCGUGGUGGCCAGCGACUCCUCUUCCGGGUACUUCAUGCCUUAUCUCUUUAUUUCCCCGAGGUAGGGUAUGUCCAGGGCAUGGCUCCCCUCGCAGCAACAUUUCUUAGCUAUUUCGACGAGGAAAGAUGCUUCAUAAUGCUUGUACGGCUCUGGAAACAUCGCGGUCUCAAUCGGCUGUACUCAUCCGAGUUUGUCGAGCUUCUUGGUGCCUUGAAGGACUUCGAAAAGGAUUGGUUGGGCAAUAGAGACGUUGCUACGAAGCUUUCUGAGCUCUGCAUCGAUCCGACCGCCUACGCUACGAAGUGGUAUCUCACUCUUUUCAACUUAUCGAUACCCUUUCCAGUCCAACUUCGCGUAUGGGAUGCAUUCAUGUUGCUCGGUUCUUCGCCGAACCCUCGUGCCACCACACCCGUCCCAGGCAAGGCUGCUCCGGAAGAGCCAUCGUCUAAGGGCUUGGAAAUUCUUCACGCAACCAGUCUCGCCAUUAUUGACACUCUUCGACCUUCGCUGCUAGAUUCCGAUUUCGAGAACGCCAUGAAGUCCUUGACAUCCUGGGUUCCUAUUAAGGAUGAACAGGGAUUCAUGGACCUGGUGCAAUUAGAAUACAGGCGGCACCAGAGUAAGCAGAAGAGUUAG